AGCGGAUUUAGUGUCGCUGCGCGUUCACGAGCGCGCGGCCGGAGCGAGGCUCUUUUCUUUUGCUCCUCGUGCUUUGAUAGUUGGUCUCGUGCUGCCCUCAUCGGUCCGCCAGACCGAACACUGCGCGUGCUUACAGGGGCAGUAUUACGCCCAGACGGCCAAAAAUCCCAGAAGAAGAAGAAAAUUCGUUUACUUUUAUCUACUACCCAAGAAGAAGAAGACUUUCAUCUGUCAGAUGCAGAGUUCUUGUCGACAGCGGGAGAGAAACAGGGAACAGUGAAAUAAUCGGUCCGCUUUCAUGAUGAAAUGCAGUCAACUACGAUGGACCCAGCGGAAGAGUCCCCAUCGAUGUUAUGGGGACUGGACCCGGUCUUUUCUGCCUUCGCUCGGCUGUAUGUGUCAGACAUCCUGGAGAUGACAGAGUCCACGCAGGUACCAGGUAUUUACUUCUACAACUCACAUCCAAUCUACAAAGUUGAUGUAAUGGGGACAGUGGUUUACAAGAGGGAGAGAGAUGACUUCUUCGUUUAUGGAGUGGAUGACAGUACAGGUGUUAUAAACUGCCUCUGCUGGAAAAGUGACCUAUUGAAAAAGGAGGAGGAUCCCAGUAAAUCAGCAGGAAAGCACAGUAAUGGCGCUCAGGGAGGCUUCAACCUAGAAGCUGAGCUGAUAAAGCUGAGACAAAUCCAGCAGAACCACUGCCACCUGGAGCUUGGCGAGCUGCUCCGGGUCAGAGGUUCGGUGAAGACGUCAAGGCAACAGAGAGAGAUCAUGGCCUCCACCUACUAUAAAGUGAACGACCCGGUGAUGGCGGCUCAGAUAGCGUGGAUGAUGGAGGUUCCUCAGCUCUACAGACAGUGCUAUGAUAAAGUGCUGCAGCCCACCACAGAGAGUGACUCACCCGUCAGUUCCCUCAAGAAGGCAACGGAUAUCCUGCAGGAUUUCUUUCAGCAGAAUUCGGUGACAAAGUUCAGACCCUAUGAUGUCCAAGACCUCCUGCUGCCUCUGAUCUCCAGGCAGCCUCAGACAGACUCAGAUGAGGGGGCUGUCGCGGGUCCGUCCGGUGUCCAACAGCUACGGCAGCUUCUCAAGGAGGCCCUGAAGGUCUUAGAGGAGCAGGGUAUUGUAUACCACAAGGUCAAAUCCCAGGACGAAGUCUACCGUGUGACUCCACAGGACAAAGAUCUCUUCAUGGCCGUCAAAGACAUCAUCAGGGAGGACUCCAAAAGGGAGAAGUAUGCAGAGAAGGGUUGCCACGUGCUGCAUAUCCUGUCUGCAGUCAGGCAGCGGUACAGCCUCAAUGUGAGCAAAGCAGCCCUGGAGCUGGUCCUCAAGUCACUGGAGUGCAAUAGCGACAUCGUCAGCACCAGCGACAACCAUUACACUGCAUUUUAACACACUCCCUGUUCCACUGAAUGAGCAUCCAGCGUGUUUACGGAAAUCAUGCCCUCAGCAGUCCUUUACAUCAAGUCUCACGCUGUCAUUUUUAAAAAAAAUAAAAUUUCUAUUGUAUGUAAGUGA
Messenger RNA from Mugil cephalus (flathead mullet), 1521 nucleotides. It is a transcript of the gene stn1, whose product is annotated as STN1 subunit of CST complex. NCBI's taxonomy places the organism in Eukaryota, Metazoa, Chordata, Actinopteri, Mugiliformes, Mugilidae. The coding region runs from base 307 to 1395 and encodes 362 amino acids. The record is from RefSeq and is a predicted model, not a curated record. Gene Ontology annotation, cellular component: site of double-strand break; chromosome, telomeric region; DNA replication factor A complex. Gene Ontology annotation, molecular function: single-stranded telomeric DNA binding. The transcript has 10 exons. Gene Ontology annotation, biological process: DNA replication; nucleotide-excision repair; double-strand break repair via homologous recombination.